AGAAAUACAAUCCACAGCGCCGCCGCUCCCCUGCACCCCGCCAAUAAUUUCUUCCCCUUUCUUUGUCCUUCCUUUCUUCGACUUCGCCUCCUUCUGUUCUUCUUCUUCUCCUUCCUUACUCUUCUACUUCUACGUUGCGCCGCCGCCAGCUGGAAAUCCGUUUUCUCCGCGGGUGUUGUAUUGGAGAGAGAUUUCGGUUAGGGUUUUAGCAGCCGGAGCGAAGAUGGUGCGGGCGUACAGGAUGAAAGGGCAGAAGAGGAAGAAGAAAGGCGACAAGUACGACCGGGAAGACGAAUCCGACCAAAUAGACGGCGGCAGUGAAGCUCCGCCGUCGCCGAAGAAGGCGAGAACGGAAGGAGAAUCGUCGGAAGCGCAACCGGAAUCAAUUUUGGACUCAAUGCCUGGAAUCCCGAUGGUUCCGGUGGAUUCGGGUCACAAUAAGCCCGGUGUUAUAUUUAUCCUCGAAAAAGCUUCUCUGGAAAUCGCUAAAGUUGGGAAGACUUAUCAGCUCCUGAGCUCUGAUGAACACGCGAAUUUUCUCGUGAAAAACAAGCGCAACCCUGCGGAUUAUCGUCCGGACAUUGCUUUUCAGGCGAUUCAAACGAUUUUAGACAGCCGCGUGAACAAAUGUGGGAGAUUGAAAGCAUUGUACGUGAGGACACAGCAGAAUCUUCUUAUGGACAUAAAACCUCAUGUCCGAAUGCCAAGAACGUAUAAGCGAUUUUCCGGUCUAAUGGUUCAAUUGCUGCAAAAGCUGCACAUAACUGCAUCCGGUAAGGGCGAGAAGCUCUUGCGCCUCAUCAAGAAUCCUGUGACCCAAUAUUUACCUGUUCAGUGUCGAAAAAUAGGUUUCUCACACAGCUCCGAGAAAUUGGUAGAUAUGCACAAAUAUGUUGGCACCGUCGACAGCGAACUUGAUCUUGUUUUUGUGGUUGGAGCCAUGUCCCACGGUAAAAUUGAAGAAAACUAUGUAGAAGAUUAUUUAUCAAUUUCUGAAUAUCCGUUGAGCGCUGCGUACUGCAUAUCUAUAAUUACAAAUGCAGUGGAGCAAAAGUGGAAGAUUUUGUAAUCUCAAAGUCGUAAAGUUGGCCCGUGAGAUGGCUAAAUGUAUUCGAGCUUCGGGUCAGGUAAAUUCACUUAAAUCUCGAUGAUGAAUGAUGAGUAUGAGCUACGAAAAUGAUCUUAGAAGUCGAAAGCUUGAGUGUACAACUUGCAUUAUGAUCUUUAAUAUGCCAAAACAUUUAGUUUGAUGAGCAUAUAGUGUUAACAGUGUUUUGACAUUGCAUUAUGAUCUUCUUGAUCGAAGAACUGGGGAUUUUAUCCAAAGUUGAAGAAGAGAUUUUUUUUUUA
Messenger RNA from Andrographis paniculata, 1350 nucleotides. RefSeq lists its product as uncharacterized. Gene Ontology annotation, biological process: rRNA base methylation. The coding region runs from base 224 to 1069 and encodes 281 amino acids. The record is from RefSeq and is a predicted model, not a curated record. Gene Ontology annotation, molecular function: rRNA (pseudouridine) methyltransferase activity; rRNA binding. The transcript has 8 exons. NCBI's taxonomy places the organism in Eukaryota, Viridiplantae, Streptophyta, Magnoliopsida, Lamiales, Acanthaceae. Gene Ontology annotation, cellular component: nucleolus; small-subunit processome.